AAGUAUGUAUGGAAGUCUUUUUAGGUUAUGACGACGACGUGUUUGACGACAGAAUUCUUGAAAUCGGCAAUCUGGUUCUGACCUGUGAAAUUUUAUUGAAUAUCAGAAAGUACAGAGUACACGUGCUUUACUAAUUUACUUUUUGAGCUUAUGAGGGUCUUGAAUUUUUUUAGAUCUUCACUGUAUUACUCUAGAAUGGCUGGAAAUCUUAAAGCUACAAGACUCGAUCACCUUGCAAACGAAAUUGAAAGUCUGAUUUCAGUGGUAGAAAAAGAGAUUGCCGGUUUUGUUGUGGCUGCAGUUGCCACUGAAGAGAAAGAGAAUGCCUUACUGCAAAAAGAAGUUUUAAAAAGUAAGGAAGAACUAAUUAAUCUCCAAAAAAAGAAUGGAGUUUCACACAUUGAAAUUCCCGGUGCAAACAUCAGUAAAACACCGAAACAGGAAAAGAAACAAGAACAGAAACCAAAGACAGCCAAAAUUUCAGCUCCAAAAACCCAAGAAAAAGCUGCCUUACCUGUACAUUUCGGCCGGCUGGACCUGCGUAUGGGGAAAAUCCUGGAAGUGAACGAACAUCCUCAGGCAGAAAAUCUGUACGUUGAAACAAUCGAUGUUGGUGAAGAACAGCCAAGGACUGUUAUAAGCGGCAUCCGGAAGCACAUCUCGAAAGAAAACCUUCUGGCGACUCCGGUGGUGGUCGCUUGCAACCUGAAGCCGGCCAAACUUCGCGGCGUCAAGUCGUACGGCAUGCUGCUAUGCGCAGUAAGUGACAAAAGUGUGGAGCCUCUGCGCAGUCCAGCCGAUGCCAGGCCGGGCCAGCGACUUCAGGUGGAGGGGGUCGAAUGCAUGCCCGACGCCGAACUCAACCCAAAGGAGAAGGUGUUCGAAACGGUCGCCAAACAGCUCAGGAUCAACAGCGACAAGGUUCUCGUCUACAAUGAUGUUGCGGUCACUUGCGGGGAUAGUAAGGGGUUCAUUACGACCAAGAAUAUGAGUGACUGUUCGGUGGCCUAGAAUUGUUGAUAUGGGGAUGCAAUAGAUUGUAAUGUAGUGAGGUUCACCUUGAACUGUCAGCAUUGUCUGUAUGAUAAUAAUAAUUAUUAUUAUUAUUGGAAAGUAUAAUGGUAUGAUGGGAAGGUAUAAUGGGAAGCAACACAAGCUAUAAAUAUAAUAUGUAAACGGUUUUUAUUGAAAUUGUAUUUUCGAAUAAAUAUAUUGAAAUAUAGAAGCAUAAUGGUCGGAUUCAUUUUGCUUCCACUGCAGUAAAAAUAAUGUACCUAUGUCAACCUUCAUAGGAUUCCGACCGGUAAUAUAAUAUAUUAUUGAAGGCGUUUUGAAUAUUUAUUUAUUCAUUCAUAUAUUUAUUUAUUUAUUUAUUUAUGAAAAACAUGGAAGCAUACAGGAUUUAUCCCAAAAAUUGCUUCCAUAACAACACAAUUACAAUAGUUCAUUAUACAUGUACAGAAAAGAAGAAUAUUGAAAAAUUACAAAGAAAGAAGAGGAAAAAUAAUAGAAAAAAACAGAAUCAGUACUAAUCAUACCCUUGAAGACUAGUGCAAAAGUGGAUUCAAAAAAACAUACAACAUCAACUCAACAGACAAGAGACACAUUAAAACACUCGACAGUCACACUCGCAGAAGUCGCCUACAAUCCCUACGGAAGCAACUGUAAGCGGAUGACAAGUCGAGAUGAUCCGACGCAGAAUAUCUAGUAUGGCAACUCAACAAAGUUUACACACUUGUAUAUCGAAAUAAUGAUACUAAUUCAAACAGGAAACACAGGAUAGAGAUAGAU
Messenger RNA from Nilaparvata lugens (brown planthopper), 1791 nucleotides. Its product is annotated as aminoacyl tRNA synthase complex-interacting multifunctional protein 1. The transcript has 5 exons. The coding region runs from base 151 to 1011 and encodes 286 amino acids. Gene Ontology annotation, molecular function: tRNA binding. Lineage: Eukaryota; Metazoa; Arthropoda; Insecta; Hemiptera; Delphacidae. The record is from RefSeq and is a predicted model, not a curated record.